CCCCCCCCCAGAGAGAUGAAGACCCAGCAGCAGCAGCUCCACGUGGCCACCCCCCUGAGACAAAGCCCGGCCCUCAGCAAAGCAGCCGGCACGUCCGUUUACCUCAAGCUGGACUCGUCUCAGCCAACGGGGUCCUUCAAGAUCCGGGGCAUCGGACACCUCUGCAAAACCUGGGCGGAGCGAGGAUGCGAGCGCUUCGUCUGCUGUUCAGGAGGAAACGCCGGCAUGGCGGCAGCGUACUCGGCCCGCGAGCUCGGCGUCCCCGCGACCAUCGUUGUUCCAGGUGUUACACCGAGCCCGACGGUGGACAGGCUGAGGGACGAGGGCGCCAAGGUCAUCGUCCACGGCAAGUCUCUGGAUGAAAGCAUCGCGUAUGGACAGCAGCUCGUAGCGAACAACCCCGGCUGGAUCUUCAUCUCUCCCUUCGACGACCCGCUCAUCUGCCCGUCCUGUGUUCUCCCCUCAGACGACGAGAAGGUGCUGGUGGAGCCGGCGUGCGGCGCCGCCCUGGCCGCCGUGUACAGCGGCGUGGUGCGGCGGCUGCAGGCGGAGGGGAAGCUGGUGCCGCGCCUGGGCCCCGUGGUGGUGGUGGUGUGCGGAGGAAACAACAUCAGCUUGGAGCAGCUGAGGAGGCUGAAGAAACAGCUGGGCGUCGUCUAGCGGGACCACGUC
Etheostoma cragini (Arkansas darter) is the source of this 672-nucleotide messenger RNA. Its product is annotated as L-serine dehydratase/L-threonine deaminase-like. The record is from RefSeq and is a predicted model, not a curated record. Gene Ontology annotation, molecular function: L-serine ammonia-lyase activity; threonine deaminase activity; pyridoxal phosphate binding. Gene Ontology annotation, biological process: L-threonine catabolic process; L-serine catabolic process. Bases 16 to 660 code for a protein of 214 amino acids. Lineage: Eukaryota; Metazoa; Chordata; Actinopteri; Perciformes; Percidae. The transcript has 5 exons.